This is a messenger RNA of Lymnaea stagnalis (great pond snail), 9555 nucleotides long. Lineage: Eukaryota; Metazoa; Mollusca; Gastropoda; Lymnaeidae. The record is from the annotation of a GenBank genome assembly.
UCGCUCUCUACUGGGUCAACCAACUUUCAAAUUGUUCAGAAAUAACUUUGAGCAUUUUUUUUGGGUAAGUAAAAUCCGUUAUCUACAUUUUAGUUUUAGCUUCACCCUGCCAUGACUUCUCUAAGCGUCAAAAAUAGAAUGGAACGCCUUGCGAAGUGGCGGGUAAAUAGGCAUUCACAUUAGACUGUUUCCAUGGAGCGUUGCAAGCAUUGGACAAGCGUGCAGAUUUAGUCUAGUUUGGUUCACCUGUUGAUACUUUAAUCUAUCUAUCUAUCUAUCUAUCUAUCUAUCUAUCUAUCUAUCUAUCUAUCUAUCUAUCUAUCUAUCUAUCUAUCUAUCUAUCUAUCUAUCUAUCUAUCUAUCUAUCUAUCUAUCUAUCUAUCUAUCUAUCUAUCUAUCUAUCUAUCUAUCUAUCUAUCUAUCUAUCUAUCUAUCUAUCUAUCUAUCUAUCUAUAUCUAUCUAUCUAUCUAUCUAUCUAUCUAUCUUUAAAUUUCUAUCUAUCUAUCUAUAUAUCUAUCUAUCUAUCUAUCUAUCUAUUUAUCUACCUAUCUAUCUAUCUGCCUGUCUGUCUGUUUGUCUCCAUCUCACUCACACUCUCUCUCUCUCUCUCUAUAUAUAUAUAUAUAUAUAUAUAUAGAUAGAUAGAUAGAUAGAUAGAUAGAUAGAUAGAUAGAGAGAGAGAGAGAGAGAGAGAGAGAGAGAGAGAGAGAGAGAGAGAGAGAGAUACACUAGUGAGAACCAGGCAUACGUUGCAAUGCCACUCAAAGAAAAAAGUAUGUGUGUUUCAAUUACGCUUUUGAAGUCAUUUUAAAAAGAAUUUUUUUUCCCCCAUCUGGUGAGUACACAAAUAAAUUAAAAGGUUUUUCGACGCGUGAGGAGGCAACAUACAGCUGACCACGUGAGCAGCAUGGAUUUUAAACAUUUACUCCACACACUUGUAGCGAUUGAUCCACCCAUGCAGUAGCUCUGUUUAAAAUCGUAUUUAUAUAUCUCACAUUUUUAAAAAAACAAUUUAAAAUAUGGCCCCCGGCCCCUAAUGCAAAAUUGUAAAAUAGUUGUACAAAUUCAGAAACCUACUUAUUAUGUCACACACAAACUGAAAUGUCGCUUGGAUUUGAUUCAAUGCCAUCCACCCAUUCAAUAGCUCGGGUUGAUAUUAUAUUUGUAGAGCUCAUUUAAAAAGUAACAAUUUAGGAUCCCCGGCCCCAAAAGGAAUAUUUCUGAAACCUUUACGCGCCUGCGCAAAACAACUCACAAAAGUUUUAUCGCAAUCGGAUAGAUGGAAUAGGAGCACAUACGGGAAAUACAUACAUUAAUUAUUAUAUAUGUAAAGAUAUAAUUUACCGAAUAAAAGAUGCCUUUUGCACAACUAUUCAUGGAAGCGUUCUGUCUGUCCGUCAGCCUAUCUAUCUAUAUCCCCACCUCACUUUCUGUCUGUCUGUCCGUCUGUCUAACUCUCUCUCCCUCUCUCUUGAGAGAGAGAGAGAGAGAGAGAGAGAGAGAGAGAGAGAGAGAGAGUUCUCUCUCUCUCUCUCUCUCUCUCUCUCUCUCUCUCUCUCUCUCUCUCUCUCUCUCUCUCUCUCUCUCUCUCUCUCUCUCUGUUUGCCUGUCUGUCUGUCUGUCAUCUAUCUAUUUUUUUAUGAAAAUCUUAAACCAUCUUUAUUUUGAAAAUUAAACUUUCAUUUUGAUUGGGUUUUGAUAUUCAUGCGUAUAAUUAUGUAAAUGUGCUUAUGUUUUGUUAACGUCAUUGAUUUUCUCAAUUGAUAAACAUAUUUCAUUUGUAAAAUGAGAAUAUAGCAUCUAUUUUUCACAACUGUAAUAUCAUUGGAUUUUAAUAAAUUGUCGUCCACGUAAAAAUGUACACACCCUUUUUCCUAACCUUAAACAUUGUGAAAACAUAAUCUUACAUUUACAACAAAAACUCAAUAUAUGACAUACAUUUUAUAAAGGAAUUUGAUAUGUCUCAAACAUAAUCUUAAAUUUACAACAAAAACUCAAUAUAUGACAUAAAUUUUAUAAAGGAAUUUGAUAUAUUGAUAUCUUCGUCAAAGAUUUUAUCAAACUCUUUUGGCUUGUCUAUUUAAUUAUUCAUUAUCAAAUCGUGAAACAAAGAAUUCUUUAUUUGACUAAGAAUCACGCAACCAUUUUUCUCGCUUUAACAGACUUGGGUGUCUUUUUUUUUUCUUUCUUAAAUUCUUAAUUUCAUAAAAAAUUGUUAAUUUCAUAAAAAAUUGUUAAUUUCAUAAAAAAUUGUUAAUUUCAUAAAAAAUUGUUAAUUUCAUAAAAAUUCGCAAAGUAAAAAAAAAAUACAUUUUCCAUUUUUUAAAAAAUAAAAUACUAACCCAUUUCCAUUUUUCAAAAUUAAAUUUUCAAGUGUGUAAAAAUGAUUGGGUUUUGAUAUUCACUUAUAAAAAUGUACCCACGUUUUGUUAACGCCAUUGAUUUUCUUGAUUGUCAAACAUAUAUUUAUUUGUAAAAAGAGAAGUUAACAUCUCUUUUUUCACAAAUGCAGUACCAUAGAAUUUAAAUGAAUUGUCAUUCAAAUAAAAAUGUACACAUCCUUUUUCCUACCUCAAAUAUGCAUGUACCAAGAAAGUUAAUAUUUAAUAAUAAUAAUAAAGUUUAUUUCAAAAACACGCUUCAUCCCUAAAGGCUCGAAGCGCGGUAGAAAAGUAAAAAAAAAAAAAAAAAAAAUAUCUAAAAUUUACCACAUUUAAAAAAAACAAAAAACAAAAAAAAAUAAUUACAAGCAUACCAUGUCAAAGUCUUUCAACCCAUUUCAACCCUAAGAAACGCAGCUAAUAUGCAUUAAAUGGAAACUAUGGUAGACAAUCAUCCCAGAGGGUGUUUGCGAAAUAAAUGUGUCUUUAAAUCGGUUUUUAAGGACUCCAGUGUCUGGUUGUUUCUGAGAUCGACUGGAAGGGCGUUCCAAAUUGUUGGACCAGCAAAUGCGAAAGUGCGCUUUCCGCAAGUCUCAAGGCGAACACGUGGUGUGGAGAGUUUGCCACUGUCGGAUGAGCGGAGUUGUCUAGUGGGUACAUAAGGCGUCAGCAGCUCUUUCAGAUAGGACGGCGCCAGGUCAUAUUUAUCAAAUCCAUUCCUUUAUUUUAGACGUCUCUUGUGCUGCCUGGGGAAAAAUGAACAUACCCAUAUUUGUAAAAAGAGAAUGUAACAUCUCUUUUUUCCCAAAUGUAAUACCAUAGAAUUUAAAUAUAUUACCAUCCACGUAAAAAUGUACACAUCCUAUUUCCUAUCUUCCAUUUGUAUGUACCCAAGAAGGUUAAUCAUUAAUCAAAUUCAUUCCUUUAUCUUUAGUCUUAUCUUGUGCUGUCUGGGGCAAAAUGACCAACUCCCCCCCCCCCCCCCCCCCCGAUUUAAAUAAAAUUGAUAAAAAUCUUCCACCGGAUUGUAGUCCCUUCUAUAUCCAAACUAACAUAUUUUGCACUUCAUAUGGUUUGUUCUAUUUGGAUGAGUUAUAAGUGGAUUAGUGAACGCUAUUUGGCUGUGGAGUUUCGCUGCACUGGUUGACUUAAGCAGCAUUUUCUUAUCAGAAGUAUAUUUAAAGGUUAAUUUUUUAUUACGUUAUAAAUUUAAUAAAAGUCUAUUUUUGGAAUUAAAAAAAGUAAAAACGUACUAAUUGUUUAAAAUAAAUAUCUAAUAUUUGUGUGUGUGUUUUAUUAACAAUUUAAAAGGCAACCCAUUGUAUUUAUUAAUUUUACUCUUACUUUUAAGAAGGGGUGCUGGGUUGCAGAGCGGUAUUAACUGUCUCAAAGCAAAUAGCUGGUGGUCUGGAGUUCAAUCCCCACCAAAGCCAACAUCCCAAGCACCUCGGGUGGAUGGGGACUCGUUAGCCUUGGACGGCAACCCAUCUAAGAGAAGGCAAACUCUGAAUUUAAACCAGGAGCCAGAAUGAUCAACAAAUUGAUCGUGGGCCCCUCAAAUAUAAGAAGAAGAAGAAAUACAUUGUCAAGUUUGUAACGCGGGGUCAAAGAAACUUAAGAGUUUUGUGUAAAAUUGACGAUUCGCGCUAUGACGUCAUUUGCGUGUUUAUUUAGAAAAAAAAUAUUUUAAUUUUAUUUCGCAAUAAAAACGCACUAAAAAACGCAAUAAAGACAACUGAUGUUUGGGUUUUCCCGAUAAAUGUAAUUACGGUGUAAUUCUUUGAUCAUAAUCUUUUUUUACUUUAUUUUUUUCAAUUAUUUAAAAGGGAUUAUUUUAAAUGUAAUUGUAAUUUGUAAUAAUAGUAUUUAAUCUUUUUCUAAAAUAAAAGCGGAUAUAUAAUUUUUUUUUUCGCAUUUAAAUUUAUUUGAUUUCCGUAAAAUAAGAGAAAAUAACUGUGAUCGUUUUCAAGAAUCCGAACGUAUUUAAAUGUUUUCGGUUCUUUAGCGUUAUGUCAGCAUAGCUCAUUCUUAUAUAUAUAUAUAUUAUAUAUAUGUUAAUGAUACUAUUUAAACAACUAUUCUUUAAGUUUGAAUAUUGUCCUCAUACUCCCAUUUACUUUUCAUAUAAACUUAUGAAACGAAUAAUAAUUACAUUUUCAAGCAUCGCAUCAAACAUUGAAAGUAAGUUUACAUUAUACUGUCAAUGUGUUUUAUUUAUCAAUUUAACAAUGUGACAUCAAGCGAACUGUGUCAGAUGUACCCUCUAUUUUUCUUCUUCAUUGGUGGUUCUCAUUAUAUACGCCGCGUUGCUCUGGUUGGCAUACCACCCUUGGACAGAGCCAUGAGAAUGGGGCAAAGAGGGCAGUCACUUCAGAAAGACAAGUGGCGUCAAAAAUCGUAUUUUUACUUGUCCGCCCCCGGAGGGUGGGGUUCUUAACAUUAAGUAGCCCCCGUUUUCCGUCUUCACCACAGGUCCCGAUUUUCCUUGGCAUGGCCCUGUCCUUGGCUACUUCAGCUUCCUCACAGGUGCGCCUCGUAAUAUUACACUUAAUAUAAUUUAUUGCCACUUUUAAUCCAAUGUGACAUCUAGCGAUCGCGGUGCGAACACUUGAGGAGCUACUAUUUACAUUAACUAGAUUUUUAACAAAACCUUUAUUUUAUUUUGUUUAAGUAUUCGCUAUUUCGAAUUGUACAUGUUAGAAUAUAACAACGGGUGUCUGGUAAAAACCUAAAUUUAGCAUAGGCGCCAGGAAUAAAAAUAAAUAAUUUAGGAAUCACUGACGUAGCCGAAAAACCGUGUGUUGGGGGGGGGGGGGGGGCGGCACGUCAAACGCACGUUAAACAUGCGGCGGAUGAAAUAUACUGUAAUACUGCUACUACUGAGCACUAUUUAAGUGAUACCUAGCGAGUUCAUUUGUGAAAACACAAGGCAACAUUAUGACGAUAAUUCCUACAAAACAUUAGCAAUGCAAUUUUUAUAAAAAUUUUAAACAGAAUAGGAGUAGCUAGUGGCUUUAGUUGGAACCGAUGAAAUAUCGCUACGCUCUAUAUAGUUGAUGAUCCCUAUAUUUAAGGCUAAUCUUGUUGGUGGCUUACACUAUUUCAUAAUAAAUAUGCUACUGUUACGAAAAUAGGUCGUGUAGGCCGAUUCUUACUUCCUGUUUAAAGACUUAAAUAACACUUUAUUAAACAACAAUAUAAAGCAGUGGCGUAACUAAGGGGUGCGGGGGGUGCGGACCGAACCGGGUGACACUAUUUCAGGGGGUGACACCAAGAUGAAAAAUUGCAUUUUUACAGAGCACACACUGCUUGCUCUAACUUCUUAAAGGGAUAACUAAUCACACAUAAAUUUCUCACACAUUUAACCAAUCCAAAUGAUGGAUUUUGUAAAAGGUUCAAGGUUGAUGCGUCAGACAUGGGGUAACAAGUCAGUAAAACGCCGUUAUUUAACGCAGACUGAAGUGUUCGGUAACUUUCAUGACAAAAAGCUUUGAUACCAAACACGAUGUGGUCGGGCGAUGCAAAGUACAUGUUGCUGUUCUUAAAUACAUUUGCCUCCUGGGCUUCAAUUAAUUUUUUUUUUGUUCUUGUCAGUCUUAUACUGUGGACUUAUUUUAUCAAGAAGAAAUCCAUCGUUGAAGUCGGGGGGGGGGGGGGGACUCCUACGUUUUCCCCACCCGGGGAAACCCACCCACCGCACCGGGUGACACCAACCCUAGCUACGCCACUGAUAUAUAAGGUCUAUAAUUUUAAUAUAGUUCUCGCUAAGCAUCAAACAAUGACGUGCAACCUGUUUUCAAAUGAUAUUUCAUCACAAAGCAGGACUUAAAGUUAGGACAGGCGUUGCUAUAAAUUGUUGAAUGCCGACCUGUCAGGCGGGCCGUAAUACUUUAAGAAAAACUUGAUAAUAAUGACAGUAGGACAGGGGCGAAAGCUAUUAAAAAAUAAUAAUAAUAAAGAUAUUUCGCGGGCCGCUAAACGGGUGUUGACGGGCCGUAUGUUGUGCAGACCUGGCAUAAUGGCAUCGUGCUUUAAAAUAUAGUAACAGCAUACUUUUAAAUGUACUCGAUAGAAGCUAGAUAUUUUGGUCCUUAUGUUGUGUCAAGUCCAAAAUUAAUGAUUUAAAUUACAUUGUGUUAACACCAGAUCGUAAAAGAAAGAAACAGUUAUGUCAGAUUAACAUGUUAAAAGAAUAUGUUGAUAGAAAAUGUGAUGAUCAUUGUCCAUCCUCAGAACCUAAUGUUAACACAAUCUCAACUUUAACUUCAAUACCUAAAGAAAAUGUUACUGAAACCUUUGAUAGUGUCCCAGAAAAGUUGGUAAUUACAAACUUAAAAAUUCAGAAAUACUGGCUAACUUGGAUAAGAAACUAAGACAUUUGUUAUUGUCAGAGAAGGAUGUUGUUAAGUCUGUUAUUGCAGAUUUUGUUUUACUCUUCCCUGAUGUGCCUAAUAAAACCAACAUUGCUGUACAUGAUGUUGACAUUGGCAAUGCAGUUCCGGUCAAGCAACACCCCUAUAGGGUCAAUCCGGAAAAACUUGAAAUAAUCCGGUCUGAAAUAAAAUACAUGCUUGAAAAUGGUAUAAUUGAACCAAGCUCUAGUAACUGGAGUUCACCAUGUAUUUUAGUCCCAAAGCCUGACAAAAGUUACAGGUUUUGUACUGACUUCAGGAAAGUGAAUGCAUUCACAAAGACUGAUUCCUUUCCGAUUCCAAGGAUAGACGAUCUUAUAGAUCGAAUAGAUGAUGCCAAAUAUGUAACCAAGAUAGACUUACUAUCAGGUUAUUGGCAGGUUCCUCUAUCUGACAGAGCAAAAGAAAUCUCUGCUUUUUGUACUCCAGAUGGUUUAUACCAAUAUAAAGUCAUGCCGUUUGGAAUGAAAAAUGCCCCAGCUACAUUCCAACGUCUAGUAAAUAACAUUAUUGCUGACCAGGAAAAUUGCAGUGCCUAUAUCGAUGAUGUAAUUAUUUACAUUCAAGAUUUUUCAGCUCAUGUAAACCAAUUAAGACCUCUGUUGAAAAAAAUUUUGCAGGCAAAUAUAACUGUAAACUUAAAUAAAUGUGAAUUUUGUCAUGCAAUUGUGGAAUAUUUAGGUCACAUAGUUGGUCAAGGACAUGUAAAGCCUGUUCAAGCUAAGAUAAAUGCUGUUAUAUCACUUCCACCACCCACUUCUAGAAAACAAGUAAUGAGAUUUUUGGGAAUGGCAGGUUACUAUGAUUGCGAGAAAUUAAUCUCUUGUUUUAAGUUAUGACUCGUUGUAAACAGUGCCUAACAAAGGGACGAUACCAUAGAGAAAUACAAAUGCAAAAAUACGACACCCAAAACAGUACUAAUUACAAUUAAUAAUAUUUAUUUAAGUCUUAAUGUAAUUACAAAACAAAAGAAGAUAUAAUUAAAAUCAUUAACUUACAGAGUAUGGUAGAUCUUGUACCGGUACACAAUUAGUACAAUGUGCCAAUUAAUAAUGAUGAAUGAUGAAUGCGAAUAAACACAUAUGAGUACACAAAGAAUAAUACACGUCUCGUCAAGUUAAAAAUAUCUAUCAAUCUAUCUGAAUCUCCGUGAAUCUCUGAAACCCCUUUUUUAUAUAGUGGAUCUACUGACGCGUCCAGAAACGCUUUUGACAUUUUUUUUACGUUUCUCGUCAAAUCGAGAACGUUCCAUAAGAUACUAGGAGACAAACAAAUCAUGUUUGUUAACAAUGGCCUGUACCGUUGUCCAAGCCUAUUGAUAUUCAUAUUAUAGCUUACAUAAGGAAAAAUGAACUGGAGCCCCCAGACCCAGAGAAAUGGAUAUUAUGAGUUCAGUACCCUUCAAUUUGAAUAUGGAUGAUCAUGUGUAUGUGAAAUAAGUUUGGUCAAGAUUCAUCCAUUCAUGAAGAAGUAUUAAGCCUUAUUUAUAUAGCUUAUAUAAGGAAAAAUGAAAUGGGACCCCGGUCCCAGAAGAAUGGAUAUUAUGAGUUCAGUACCCUUCGGUAUUUGAAUAUGGAUAAUAAAAUAUAUGUGUACUAAGUUUGGUCAAGAUCCAUCUACUCAUGUAGGAGUAUUUGUUUCUAAUUAUUUUUACAUAGCUCAUAUAAGGAAAAAAACGAAUUCGGGGCCCCCGGUUGCAAACGGAAAGUUAUAAAAAGUUCAUAACCCCUUAAGAUUUCCUUCUGGAUAAUGAUGGAUAUAUAUGCCAAGCUUGGUCAAGAUCCAUCAAUCCUUGUAAAAGCCUUUAUAUCAUAUAUAUAUAUAUAUAUAUAUAUAUAUAUAUAUAUAUAUAUAUAUAUAUAUAUAUAUAUAUUUUAUCUGAAGAGAUAAAUUUACACAAAUAUAGACUCUUCAAUUUAUAUAUAUAAAAAUCGUUUUCUAAAUAUAAAUAUAUUUGUAAAAGACUUUAUAUAAUAUAUAUAUAUAUAUAUAUAUAUAUAUAUAUAUAUAUAUAUAUAUAUAUAUAUAUAUAUAGUUUAACUGAAGAGGUAAGUUUACAAACAUAUAGUCCAUUCAAUUAUCCUUCAUUUUAUACCGAAUUUCGUCUUACAACCUAACAAUAUUUUUUAUUUUUUUUUAAUCACAACCUCUCACUUCUCGGACUCGAGUCCGAAUAGCCACUUCGAGCCACUGCAACCACUUAGUGCCACCACAACCACUCAGUUCAGCCGCAUCCACCCAUUGAUCCAGCUGCUUUAGGAAACUACGAAUGUAUUGUUGUAGUCAUGAGCCCAUCAAAACUUUACCUCAAUUCUUUCCUUUUCUUCAUCUUCAAACUAAUACAUUAAUAUUUUAAUAUCUUUCCAUGAAUUUGGCCAUUACGCAUGGCGUUUACUUCAUUUAUAAAACAUGGAUUUUUUUUUUUUAAAUGUCACUUAAACUAAUAGUCAAUGCUCGCUUUCAGUAUAAUUAAGUUAACUGAAAUUUUCAAAAACAUUUUCUUUUCUUUAAUUUAUUUUAUAGAUUGCACCCAAUCCAGCAAUCGGUUAAAAUGAAAGAAGAAAAUGGCAUUGCGUCUCUCAAGCGAGGUGAUACGCCGAUGGAACACAUUCCACUGAGUGAUACGCUGAUUGCACAUAUCUCAUUGGGUGAUACGCCGAUGGAACACAUUCCACUGAGCGAUACGCCGAUGGAACACAUUCCACUGGGUGAUACGCCGAUGGAACACAUUCCACUGGGUGAUACGCCCUACCUUGUGUAA